AUGGAGCAAACAGAUUUGGCGAGGGAGCCAUUCGGCUUUGGAAUUGGCGUUAGUCCGUUCCCUCAGCCGCCCGAAUAUGCCAAGCAGUACACGAAUGAGAAUAUCGCAAAGAAAAAUGUUUUGCCACCGCCGCCGAUUCCAUGCGAAUUCACCGUUUUUGGCGAGGAUUAUAAUUUCGAAGAGGAUAUGAUAAGGUCACUUCAAUCACAGAAAAUGCAGCAAUUAUUCUCGAGUUCUGGUGAUUGGAGAAGUGAAUUGAAGAAACUCAAUCGAAGUACUAUUGCAGCAUUUCUCGAUUUGCUUGAUAUUCUUGUCAGGUGUCCAAAUCAUCCAGAAAGGCUGGAAAAAAUUAAUAAUCUCCGAUUGCUUUUCAUCAAUAUGCAUCAUCUAAUCAACGAGUAUCGACCUCUUCAAGCUCGCGAUACUUUGCAGUUGAUGUUAAAACAACAAAUUAAGUCAAUUGAGGAUGUUACCAAGCGAUUUCGGCUUCAUUUGGAUGCUGGGCGUGAAGCAUUACAGUGUUAUUUUGAUGAAAUCCCAUUCGUUUCUCAAUUAGAACUCAAAACGGAUAAAGUAAGCUUUAAAUUUUUCUUAUAG
Molecule: messenger RNA, 597 nt
Organism: Dracunculus medinensis (Guinea worm)
Lineage: Eukaryota; Metazoa; Nematoda; Chromadorea; Rhabditida; Dracunculidae
Source: the annotation of a GenBank genome assembly